AAAACCAGGAAACAAAACACUGGAAGCAGCUUAACACGUUAAAACAUGAAGUAAAGAUGCUGAUGCCAUAGUUUUAAUAAUAUAAACUCUAUUCUGCAUGAACACAAUGUUUGCAAAUUUUUGCUUGUGGUUGUUUCUUUUGAUUUUACACGUCUUGGAAGCAGGUGUUUUUGCAGUAAAUAGCAAACAGUUCAACAUUUUGUACUUAAUCGCUGAUGAUUUGAGGCCAACGUUAGGCUGUUACUCUGAUCCAGUGGUCAAGUCACCAAACAUCGACCAGCUGGCAUCAGUGAGCACAGUGUUUCAUAACGCCUAUGCACAGCAAGCUGUUUGUGGACCUAGUAGAGUGUCUUUCCUAACCAGUCGGAGACCAGACACCACAAAGCUGUAUGAUUUUAACUCUUACUGGAGAGUUCAUGCAGGGAACUACACUACACUUCCUCAGUACUUCAAGUCUAAUGGAUACACCACUUUAUCAGUUGGCAAAGUCUUCCAUCCUGGCAUUGCAUCCAACCACUCGGAUGAUUACCCGUACAGCUGGACUGUACCGCCGUAUCAUCCACCCUCUUUUAAAUAUGAAAAGAGGAAGGUUUGCAGAGAUAAAGAUGGCACGCUGCACAGUAAUUUACUGUGUGCCGUGGAUGUGUCUGAGAUGCCUUUAGGAACCCUUCCUGACAUAGAAAACACAGCAGAGGCCGUCCGACUCCUGGAGUCUAUGAAGGACUCCCACAAUCCAUUCUUCCUGGCUGUUGGCUUCUAUAAGCCACAUAUUCCUUUCAGAAUCCCGCGGGAGUACCUAAAGCUGUAUCCUAUUGAGAGUAUGACGCUGGCCCCGGACCCAGAUGUUCCUAAGAAACUUCCUAAUGUGGCCUACAACCCCUGGACUGACAUCCGCAAGAGGGAAGACGUUCAGGCGUUAAAUCUGAGCUUUCCUUAUGGCCCUGUUCCUAAAGACUUUCAGCUGCAGAUCCGACAGCACUACUUUGCCGCUGUAUCAUAUGUGGAUGCUCAAGUCGGAACAAUUCUGCAAGCCCUUGAUGAUUUUGGCCUCGCCAAGAACACUAUAGUGGUUUUCAGUUCAGAUCACGGCUGGUCAUUAGGAGAACACGGCGAGUGGGCCAAAUACAGCAACUUUGAUGUGGCCACCCGAGUGCCAUUGAUCGUGUACAAGCCAGGUGUGACCUCACCGUUCCCUCGGCCUGGGGAGAAGACGUUCCCCUUCAUCGAUGUGUUUCAGGGCACACGGGAGCAGUUUGGCAAAGGUCGAGGAGUUGAGAGUGUGGUGGAGCUGGUGGAUGUCUUCCCCACGCUGUCCAACCUGGCCGGGUUGCGUCCUGUGCACCACUGCCCACCCUCAUCCUUUAAGAUCGAGCUCUGCACCGAAGGCUCAAACCUGGCCCAUCUUAUCCGUAACUCAGAGAGAGAGCUCAACAGAGAAGCCUACUCUUACAGCCAGUACCCUCGACCCUCCGACUCCAUCCAGGAGAACUCGGACCUGCCUGACCUCGCCGACAUCCGCAUCAUGGGCUACUCUAUUCGCUCCUCUGACUACCGCUACACCUUAUGGGUGGGCUUUGACCCCGUCCGCUGUCAGCCUAACAUGACGGACAUCCACGCGGGAGAAAUGUACCUUCUGGCAGAAGACCCUGGAGAGGACAAUAACGUGUUUGAUGAAUUCGCCCAGGCUUCAGUGUUGUGUAAGCUCGGCGUGCUGCCGUCGUGGACAGAGAGUUUAAAGCAUCAUGUAAUGUAUCUCAGCAGCGGGUUAAAAUCUAAAGGGAUGCUGUGAUUCUAAUUUGUCUUGAUAUGACAGUAAAGGGAACAUGAAUCAAUGUUACAAAACCAGAAAAACAUGUCUGGUCACACUUCAAUUAAAACUGACAGGAAGAAUUAAAACGUUACAUUUUGCUUUAAGCUUUGUUUUUUUUUUAUUGUCAUUCUGACAUAUUGUCAUCAUAACUACCUCACAACUGUCAUAAUCAAAAUCCCAAUAAUCUUGCAUUCUCAUUACUGUAAUGUGAAAAUAUUUUUCAUUACAAUACCUUUAAUUUAUUCUGAUUUCAUUAAAAUUGUAUUAUAGUAUUUAACACUAAAAUACACGAAUAAGAAUUUAUAGUAUCAAAAUUCUUAUGACCAAAAUGCAGAGAAGAUGAAGUGAAUGUGUCAGUCUUUUUCAAGUCAGAAUAUAUUAAUAGGCAGUGUACGGCAUGUAUUUGGAUUUGAAUAAAUAAUUACAGUUUACUACAUUACAAUAAUUAGAAUUUCAUGAGAAUAAUAAUAAUAAAUAUUCCACAAGGCAAAAAUAGUAAAGGUUUUAAUGAAAGAAAUUAAUAACAAUAAUUUAAAUUAUAUAUAUAUAUAUAUAUAUAUAUAUAUAAUUUUUUUACUUUUUUUUUUUUUUUUUGGUUGAAAUGUGGCCAGGACAUAUUUUUGUUGGGUUCAGUUAAAUAUGUAUGUACUGUAUUCUGAGCAAUAUUGCAUAAUUUACUAACAGUUAUUUGUCCUAUUUUAUUCAUAACGAUUCAUGAUUUUGUUUUGGUUAAUUUAGGAUCAUGUGUGUCAUAAUGCUCAAAUGAAAUAAAUUUGCACAGCACUUUUCUUUAAAAUAAUAAAAAGGGAUAUUUUCA
This is a messenger RNA of Carassius gibelio (silver crucian carp), 2627 nucleotides long. RefSeq names its product iduronate 2-sulfatase (gene ids). The transcript is spliced from 8 exons. The record is from RefSeq and is a predicted model, not a curated record. Gene Ontology annotation, molecular function: iduronate-2-sulfatase activity. NCBI's taxonomy places the organism in Eukaryota, Metazoa, Chordata, Actinopteri, Cypriniformes, Cyprinidae. Bases 98 to 1789 code for a protein of 563 amino acids.